This is a messenger RNA of Phaedon cochleariae (mustard beetle), 1142 nucleotides long. Lineage: Eukaryota; Metazoa; Arthropoda; Insecta; Coleoptera; Chrysomelidae. The record is from the annotation of a GenBank genome assembly.
CUCGCCUAAGCACACAUGACAAAAGAAUAAUCCUAGAAAAUGUGAAAUUCAUUUUCUCCUGGAUCGAAUAACUUCAAAAAAAAUAUCAAUAUGGCGGCAAAAUAACUCAAUCUUCUUCUCUCACUCUCGAUGAACCCAGGGGAUCCUAAGAGCAUGACGACGCCGCAGCGAAAAAGAAAAAAGAAGUAGAGUCAACUUAUUUGAGGUUAUGAAAAUGUUUUGAAACAACUUUCAAAUUUCUCAAAAACAUUGAAAAAUGUCUUUGUGCGAGGCCGAGAAAACAUUUGUGCUACAUGGAGUCGAGGAGAACUUUCGUUUGGAUGGAAGAGAACGCGAAGACUACAGACCUAUGGAGCUAGAAACUGAUAUAGUAUUACACGCUUUUGGCUCUGCUCGACUAAGAUUAGCUAAUACGGAUGUCCUAGUUGCAGUCAAGAUCGAAAUAGAUGUUCCAUUCCCGGAGAGAUCCAAGGAAGGCAAACUGGAAUUCUUUGUUGAUUGCUCGGCAAAUGCGACUCCCGAUUUUGAAGGCAGAGGAGGUGAAGAUCUAGCUGUGGAAAUAGCAAAUACACUAAGUUCUGCAUACCGCUCAAAACAUGCUUUUGACUUGACCAAACUUUGUAUCCUCAAAGGCAAAAAGUGUUGGAAGGUCUAUGUUGAUAUUCUACUACUAGAGUGUGGAGGCAAUCUAUUUGAUGCAGUUUCUUUAGCAGUGAAAGCAGCCCUAUGGAAUACACAAGUACCGAAAGUGCAUGGGGUCAACAUAGAUGGCAACAACAUAGAGUUGAAUGUCUCAGAGGAGCUAUAUGAUUGUGAUAGACUAGAUGUGAAGAAUGCACCAGUGAUGGUGACAGUUUGUAAGAUUGGGGAAAAAUGCAUUGUGGAUCCAAGUGUGGCAGAAGAGCAAUGUUCUGUGGGGUCUAUUGUAGUUGCAGUAUCAGGGGAUAAAUUCAGUACGGUUUUGCAGACUGGUACUGGUUCUUUGCAUCCAGCUACUUUAAUGGAGAGCUUGAAAUUGGGACACAGGGUAGCUCAGAGACUAGAUGAGGCAUUGUGGGCUACUUUAAGGCAAAUAAAACCUGGUCAAGAUGUGGGAUUUCUUAAAUAACAGUUUUACAAUAUAAUUAAUAAAUACCUUUUCU